Tupaia belangeri chinensis (Chinese tree shrew) is the source of this 4298-nucleotide messenger RNA. RefSeq names its product high density lipoprotein binding protein (gene HDLBP). The record is from RefSeq and is a predicted model, not a curated record. The transcript is spliced from 28 exons. Gene Ontology annotation, molecular function: mRNA binding. The coding region runs from base 165 to 3971 and encodes 1268 amino acids. NCBI's taxonomy places the organism in Eukaryota, Metazoa, Chordata, Mammalia, Scandentia, Tupaiidae.
CCCGUGUUUCGCCACAGUUCCUACCUUGUGAGCUUGGUUUCCUUACACCAAAAAGAGGGAACAGCCAAAGCUGGCAGGCUGACGGAGACACCUCGGGACGGACUUCCAGGCUACUGACCAUUUUGCUGUGUCUCACCGGAUUGCGUGGAGGUGUGAGGUCGACCAUGAGCUCCGUUGCAGUUUUGACCCAAGAGAGUUUUGCUGAACACCGAAGUGGGCUGGUUCCGCAGCAGAUCAAAGUUGCCACUUUAAAUCCAGAAGAGGAGAGUGACCCUCCAACCUACAAGGAUGCCUUCCCCCCACUUCCUGAGAAAGCAGCUUGCUUGGAAGGUGCUCAGGAGCCCGCCGGGGCCUGGGGCAACAAGAUCCGGCCCAUCAAGGCCUCCAUCAUCACUCAGGUGUUCCACGUUCCCCUGGAGGAGAGACGGUACAAGGACAUGAACCAGUUUGGGGAAGGUGAGCAAGCCAAGAUCUGCCUGGAGAUCAUGCAGCGGACGGGCGCCCACCUGGAGCUGUCCCUGGCCAAAGACCAAGGCCUGUCCAUCAUGGUGUCGGGGAAGCUGGAUGCCGUCAUGAAGGCCCGGAAGGACAUCGUCGCCCGGCUGCAGACUCAGGCUUCAGCCACUGUCGCCAUUCCCAAAGAACACCAUCGCUUUGUUAUUGGCAAAAACGGAGAGAAGUUGCAAGACUUAGAGCUGAAAACCGCAACCAAAAUCCAGAUCCCUCGCCCGGACGACCCCAGCAACCAGAUCAAGAUCACCGGCACCAAAGAGGGCAUCGAGAAAGCUCGCCACGAAGUCCUCCUCAUCUCCGCCGAGCAGGACAAGCGUGCAGUGGAGAGGCUGGAGGUGGAGAAGGCGUUCCACCCCUUCAUCGCUGGGCCGUACAACAGGCUCGUGGGCGAGAUCAUGCAGGAGACGGGUACCCGCAUCAACAUCCCCCCGCCCAGCGUGAACCGCACCGAGAUUGUCUUCACCGGGGAGAAGGAGCAGCUGGCCCAGGCUGUGGCGCGUGUCAAGAAGAUCUACGAGGAGAAGAAGAAGAAGACCACGACCAUCGCGGUGGAGGUGAAGAAGUCCCAGCACAAGUAUGUCAUCGGGCCCAAGGGCAACUCGCUGCAGGAGAUCCUGGAGAGGACGGGGGUCUCCGUGGAGAUCCCGCCCUCGGACAGCGCCUCCGAGACGGUCAUACUGCGAGGCGAGCCAGAGAAGUUGGGGCAGGCGCUGACCGAGGUCUACGCCAAGGCUAAUAGUUUCACGGUGUCCUCCGUCUCUGCCCCUUCCUGGCUUCAUCGGUUCAUCAUCGGCAAGAAAGGGCAGAACCUGGCUAAGAUCACUCAGCAGAUGCCAAAGGUUCACAUCGAGUUCACGGAGGGCGAGGACAAGAUCGCUCUGGAGGGCCCCACCGAGGACGUGCACGCAGCCCAGGGCCAGAUAGAAAGCAUGGUCAGAGACCUGGUCAGCCGCAUGGACUACGUGGAGAUCAACAUCGACCACAGGUUCCACAGACACCUCAUCGGGAAGAGUGGGGCCAACAUAAACAGAAUCAAAGACCAGUACAAGGUGUCCGUGCGCAUCCCCCCAGACAGCGAGAAGAGCAGCCUGGUCCGCAUUGAGGGCGACCCCCAGGGUGUGCAGCAGGCCAAGCGGGAGCUGCUAGAACUGGCCUCACGCAUGGAGAACGAGCGUACCAAGGACCUGAUCGUCGAACAGAAGUUCCACCGCACAAUCAUCGGGCAGAAGGGCGAGCGGAUCCGGGAAAUCCGCGACAAGUUCCCCGAGGUCAUCAUCAACUUCCCGGACCCGGCACAGAAGAGCGACGUGGUACAGCUCAGGGGGCCCAAGAAUGAGGUGGAGAAGUGCGCCAAGUACAUGCAGAAGACGGUGGCCGACCUGGUUGAGAACAGCUACUCCAUCUCCGUGCCGGUCUUCAAGCAGUUCCACAAGAACAUCAUCGGGAAAGGAGGAGCGAACAUCAAGAAGAUCCGGGAAGAGAGCAACACCAAGAUCGACCUCCCCGCAGAGAACAGCAACUCCGAGACCAUUGUCAUCACGGGCAAGCGGGCCAACUGCGAGGCUGCCCGCAGCCGGAUCCUGUCGAUCCAGAAAGACCUGGCCAACAUCGCCGAGGUGGAGGUCUCCAUCCCGGCCAAGCUGCACAACUCCCUCAUCGGCACGAAGGGCCGCCUGGUCCGCUCCAUCAUGGAGGAGUGCGGUGGUGUCCACAUCCACUUCCCCGUGGAGGGCUCAGGCAGCGACACCGUGGUCAUCAGAGGCCCCUCCUCGGACGUGGAGAAGGCCAAGAAGCAGCUCCUGCACCUGGCGGAAGAGAAGCAAACCAAGAGUUUCACCGUGGACAUCCGCGCCAAGCCGGAAUACCACAAGUUCCUCAUCGGCAAAGGGGGCGGCAAAAUCCGCAAGGUGCGUGACAGCACUGGAGCCCGCAUCAUAUUCCCGGCGGCCGAGGACAAGGACCAGGACCUGAUCACCAUCGUUGGGAAGGAGGAGGCUGUCCGCGAGGCCCAGAAGGAGCUGGAGGCCCUGAUCCAGAGCCUGGACAACGUGGUGGAGGACCACAUGCUGGUGGACCCCAGGCACCACCGCCACUUCGUUGUCAGGAGAGGGCAGGUCUUGCGAGAGAUCGCCGAGGAGUAUGGUGGCGUGAUGGUCAGCUUCCCGCGCUCUGGCACGCAGAGCGACAAGGUCACCCUCAAGGGCGCAAAGGACUGCGUGGAGGCGGCCAAGAAGCGCAUUCAGGAGGUCAUCGAGGACCUGGAGGCUCAGGUGACAGUGGAGUGUGCGAUACCCCAGAAGUUCCAUCGAUCUGUUAUGGGCCCCAAAGGAUCCAGGAUCCAGCAGAUCACUCGGGAUUACAACGUGCAGAUCAAGUUCCCUGACAGGGAGGAGAACCCAGGGCACAGCACAGAGCCAGUCAUCCAGGAGAAUGGGGACGAAGCUGUCGAGGGCAGAGACCCCAAGGAGCCUGACCCGGGCUCCCCACGGAGGUGCGACAUCAUCACCAUCUCGGGCCGGAAGGAGAAGUGUGAGGCCGCUAAAGAAGCUCUGGAGGCACUGGUUCCUGUCACCAUCGAAGUGGAGGUGCCUUUUGACCUUCACCGUUACAUCAUCGGGCAGAAGGGGAGUGGCAUCCGCAAGAUGAUGGACGAGUUCGAGGUAAACAUCCACGUCCCCGCGCCCGAGCUGCAGUCCGACGUCAUCGCCAUCACAGGCCUCAGCAGUAACCUGGACCGGGCCAAGGCUGGGCUGCUGGAGCGCGUGAAGGAGCUGCAGGCCGAGCAGGAGGACCGCGCUCUAAGGAGUUUUAAGCUGAGCAUCAGUGUAGACCCCAAGUAUCACCCCAAGAUUAUCGGGAGGAAGGGGGCCGUGAUUACCCAGAUCCGCUCCGAGCACGAUGUCAACAUCCAGUUUCCUGAUAAGGAUGAUGGGAACCAGCCCCAAGACCAGAUCACCAUCACAGGGUAUGAGAAGAACACAGAGGCUGCCCGGGACGCCAUCCUGAAGAUCGUGGGCGAGCUCGAGCAGAUGGUCUCUGAGGACGUGCCCCUGGACCACCGCGUCCACGCCCGCAUCAUCGGCGUACGUGGCAAGGCCAUCCGCAGGGUCAUGGACGAGUUCAAGGUGGACAUCCGCUUCCCGCAGAGCGGUGCCCCAGACCCCAACUGCGUCACCGUGACGGGGCUCCCAGAGAACGUGGAGGAAGCCAUCGACCACAUCCUCAACCUGGAGGAGGAAUACCUGGCAGACGUGGUGGGCAGCGAGGCGCUGCAGGUGUACAUGAAGCCGCCUGUGCACGAGGAGGCUAGGGCCCCGUCCAAGGGCUUCGUGGUGCGGGACGCUCCCUGGACAGCCGCCAGCAGCGAGAAGGCUCCUGACAUGAGCAGCUCUGAGGAAUUCCCCAGCUUUGGGGCUCAGGUGGCCCCCAAGACCCUCCCAUGGGGCCCCAAGCGAUAAUGACUGGGAAGCAGAGCCUCCCUGGCCCGCUGACCUGAACCCGCCCUGCGUGGCCCGUUUUGGUCUGACCAGCGGCUGGCCGUUAUCAACGCCCCUCCCGAGGUCUUGCAGUGAAGCCCACGGCCCGCCCCGGGCCUGGGACCUGCUCCUGGCCCCGCCCGGCCCAGCCAGCGAGCCACCAUCGGCGCCGAAGGCCCGGGAGCACGGCAUGGAGCGUGCUCGCCAGCCGCCCGCAUGACCUUUCCAGAGCUCCGCAGCCGCGGCUAGGGUCGGCUUCCUGUGUCAUGGCCUCAGGAAAUAAAUUCCUUGACUUUGUAAAAGCCAAAA